AUGUCGAGGAUCGUAUGCUUUUCUGGGAUGAGCCACACACUGCUGCUCCACGUCCUACUUGUGCUACCCGCUGCUGUUCUCAGUAACAUCAGCACAAAUGGGUCUCAGCCUCUCAAGCUGCGUGUCGGCUUCCAGGCUCCCUGGAACAUGUCCUUCCCCUUCAGCGCCCUGCGGCUGGGCUCGGCUAUACAGAUUGCUGUGGAGAAGGUCACUGGUCUCAUCGCAUCAACAUGGAACAUCCCCAUGUUUGGCUUUGCGGGACAGUCCUCCAAAAUGGACAACACUGAUAUCUAUGACUCCUACAUUAAAAUUGUGCCACCUCUUAAAAGAAGCUCAGAGGUCCUGGAGAAGACGCUGGAGUUCUUCGGGUGGAGUCACAUAGCGAUGAUCGGAGGGGGAUUAGAGUCAAACACAUGGAACAAAGUUGAUGCUUUGUGGAAAACUGUUGAGAAUCCACUAAGAACCAAAUUCAAACUGACUGCAGCCAUCAAGUUUGACACCACCAACCCUGAACUCCUUCAUCAAAAUGUUAAGUACAUCUCAACAGUUGCCAGAGUGAUUGUGGUGCUAACAAACAGCGAGGACUCUAUGGCUUUGUUGCUGGAGGCUGAGAAACAGGGUAUGAUGAACGGUGAUUACAUAUUCUUCCUGCUGCAGCAUUUUGAGGAUAACUUGUGGAAAUAUGCCCAGAACAAAAGGAUAAACCAAGCUGCCGUAAGAGCUUUUGACAUGGCCUUCAUCAUCAGUCAGAAAACCGAUGACAGCUUUGAGUACUAUGACUUCUUUGAGCAGGUUUUCCAGAGGCUAAGAGGACACCCCUUUUGGAGCAAUCUGACAUCUGACAGAGAGAUCAGCCCCUACUCUGCCUACCUGCAUGACGCAGUGCUGCUGUAUGCAAUGGGCCUUAAGGAGGUCCUCAAGGACGGCAAAGACCCUCAGGAUGGACGACAGCUGCUACAGACACUGAAAAAUAAAAACAACUUUCGAUUUAAUGGUGCUUCUGGACUUGUCCACUUUGACGAGAAGGGCGAGAGAAAUUUAGACUACUCCAUUUACGACCUGCAGCACUCAGGAGAUGUUACCAAGUUUGUGCCCGUCCUGCAUUUUGAGAGUCGCACCAAAAAUGUCCGGCCGACAUCUAUGUUUGCUUCUGUGGUUUGGCCCAAAGGACGACCUCCUAAUGAUAACCCAGAAUGCGGAUUCAACAACGAACUCUGUGAAUGGAUAAUUAAUGACAUCGCCCUGCUGGGUCUGUUGGUGGCCCUCCCCGUGGUCGGCAUGCUGGCACUUCUGUCCAUCGGGGUCCUCAUUCUGCAGAGGUUUCGACUCCAGACAAGGCUCGAUGACUCCUGCUGGUGGCUCAUCAACUACAGCGACAUCACCAUCAUCAAGGAGCCCUCGGGAACUCAGGGUUUUUCUCUCAGCACCACAAGAAGUCAGAGUGGGAGCAGUGGGUCUCAGUCCAACUUCUCCAGCAACAGCUAUGGCCUGAGGGACAAGAACGGGAAAGAACAUAUCUACAGCACAAUAGGUCUUUACCAGGGAAAUCAAGUGGCCAUCAAGUACAUCAAGAAUCCCAUCUGCUGUAAUUUCCAGAAGCCUUCAAUUAUCACAGAGUUCAAUGUGAUGAAAGAGAUGAAACAUGAGAACUUGGUGCAGUUUUUUGGUGCUUGCGUUGAGCCACCGAACGUCUGCUUGGUCAUCCAGUACUGCAGGAAAGGGAGCCUGAAGGAUGUUUUAAAGGCAUCAGAUGUUGAGCUGGAUGGGAUGUUCAAGCUGUCCUUUGCAUAUGAUAUCGUCAAUGGAAUGGAGUUCAUCCACAAAAGUAGCCUGAAGUUUCAUGGCAACCUGAAGCCCAGCACAUGUCUGGUGGACAGCCGACUCCAGAUCAAACUCUCAGGCUUUGGACUGUGGGAGUUUAAACACGGGGGCAGAAUCGGGAUCUCACUGGAAAACCCCAGUUAUGAAGAGAUGUACUGGACAGCCCCUGAGCUGCUGAGACAAGUCAGUCUCACGGUCAACGGGACACCUAAAGGUGACAUCUACAGCUUUGCCAUCAUCAUGUGGGAGCUAAUGUACAACUCUAAGUCUGGCCCAUACCGCGACAUCAACCUGGAGCCCAAAGAGAUUAUUAUGCAGUUGCGGACACCUUUCCAAGGGGAGCCCUUGCGACCAGUGCUGUAUGAGCAGCUGUGUGAUGAAAACAUCAACUUACUGCUGAGGGCCUGCUGGAGUGAAAACCCUGACCACCGCCCUCCAGCUGGGUCAAUACGGAGACAGCUGAGGGACAUCAGCCCAGACAGUCAUGCAAAUAUACUGGAUAAUAUGGUGGAUAAGUUGGAGAAAUAUGCAAAUCACUUGGAGGAGGUGGUGGAGGACAGGACCAAUCAGCUUAUGGCAGAGAAGGCCCGUGCAGACAAGCUUCUCUCCAGCAUGUUACCCAGGAACAUCGCAGAUCAGCUGAUGGCAGGGAUGUCAGUGGAGCCGCGGAGCUACGACCUGGUGACCGUCUUCUUCUCUGACAUUGUGGGCUUCACCUCCAUGUGCGCUCUCAGCUCUGCAAUGGAGGUGGUCACAUUCCUGAACGACCUGUACAGCCUCUUCGAUGACAUCAUCAAGCUGUAUGAUGUCUACAAGGUGGAAACAAUUGGUGAUGCUUACAUGGUAGCCAGUGGUCUACCCAUCACCAACGGCAAUAAGCAUGCUUUGGAGAUAGCAACAAUGGCUCUGCAUUUCCUGAGAGCAAUCAAGGUCUUCAGAAUUCGACACAUGCCUACAGAGAGGCUUGCCAUUCGCAUUGGGGUACACUCGGGUCCAGUGGUUGCUGGAGUCGUCGGCAUCACUAUGCCUCGCUACUGUCUGUUUGGAGACACAGUGAACAUGGCAUCCCGUAUGGAAAGCAACGGCUUACCCCUGAAGAUCCACAUAUCUCAGUACACUGCAGACAUUCUUAUCCAGGCUGGAUCAUUUGAGUUGGAGGAAAGAGGAGAAAUCGAACUUAAGGGUAAAGGGAGUCAUAAGACCUACUGGCUGCUCAACAAAAGUGGAUUUAACCCUCCUCUUAUUGCUCACAGCUCUCCGACAGCUGACAGUCUCAAACAACAAACAGAGAAACCUGGAGUGGCAAAGGCCAUGGACAAAAAGGCCCAGAAAACCCUGACCAAAGCUCAAAUGAUAGACACCACCAGUGUCCACAUAAAGAACUAGUGAAUAUUCUGAUCAUAUUUUGGA
This is a messenger RNA of Monopterus albus (swamp eel), 3231 nucleotides long. It is a transcript of the gene gucy2g, whose product is annotated as guanylate cyclase 2g. NCBI's taxonomy places the organism in Eukaryota, Metazoa, Chordata, Actinopteri, Synbranchiformes, Synbranchidae. Gene Ontology annotation, cellular component: plasma membrane. Gene Ontology annotation, molecular function: ATP binding; protein kinase activity; peptide receptor activity. Gene Ontology annotation, biological process: intracellular signal transduction; protein phosphorylation; receptor guanylyl cyclase signaling pathway. The coding region runs from base 1 to 3207 and encodes 1068 amino acids. The record is from RefSeq and is a predicted model, not a curated record. The transcript has 22 exons.